CAAUAUCGAUCACAGCCGUUAACAGCUGUGCGUUGGUCGCAUGUCGCGCGCUUUGCUGCCAAUGACGUCAAAGGUCGACAAGUUGUCAAUGGAUACGAGUCAGUUGCUCGUGACAACAACACGAUUUUUACGUUUAAACUUGGUGACCAAACUUUCGUCCCGCCGAACUCAACUGAUAAUCGUGGUAACUAUGGUUGAUACUGCAAGGCUCAGGUCGGUAAAUAGCAUUAAUGAUGCGGGUUACCUAAAUGAAGUGGAUAUUGUAUCCAAAAAUCCAGAUCGAAAUAGAGAAGCAAGAGAUUUUCCUGUCAAUCCAACUUCUGCACUAACUUUGUUCAGCGAAAAAUAUCCGGAAAUUGCACCAACUUUGAGGACAACUAAGGAUCAUUAUCACGCUUUGAAGGAAGCCCAAAACCAUGGCAAUCUGAUUUCACUGGCAGCAUUCCAACAUGUUAAAGGCUUGUACAAUGUUUACAUCCUAGAUAAGAGUCCGAAGAAUAGAUUUGCACUGACAGAAUUUGCGGUAACUUUGGGGAUUCCCAAGCUUGCUUAUGAAAUAAUUGUUGACAGCAGAACUAAAUGCCAAGACCUAACCACAUGGGACAGAGAAAAGGAUGCAGAGGGAAGCAAGGGUGAUUUGGGUUUGAGAGCUGAGGAGCAGGAGUCUGAACAAGACAAAGCAAAGACCGAUGCUCUAAAAAUGUCACAGGAUAUCAUUUCUCGGUUAAUCGCUGUACUUCUAAAUUUCACUGAUGUCCAUGAUCCAUUUUGCUUGGCUUGCAAUGAAGCUGGUAUGGUGCACCUUUUUGUUGAAAUGAUUAAAGAACUCCAGGACACAAUUCCACACAACUUAAAAUUUGUGAAUGCCCAAACACAGCACCAAACUAGAUUCACGGUGCGUGGCAAGGUACUAUCUCGGACCUUGGGCACCCUUCAUAACUUAUCAAAACGUGUGCCAACGAGGAGGAACUUUGCCGCUUGUCAUGCAGUGAAUGUGCUCGUACCUUUGCUCAAAGCAGAAGUUGCACUUUACAGUGCUAAAAGUCUGCUUAUUCUGGCCUACUUGAUUGACGAAGAGAACAAUUAUUUGAUCAUGGCUGAUGAAGGUCCAAUAAAGUUUCUCACAAGCUUGCUGGAAAGAUCGCUGAAUACUUUAAGCCAUAGAUAUAUAGGCUUCUCUUCCUCUGAACUUGCUGAAGGUCUGACGCAAAUUGCAGUCAAUGACAGCAACAAGAAAACGAUUGCUCAAUGUGGAGCUAUUCCUAUCAUUGUCAAAAUGUUGCAAAGUGCACAAGACGAUGAGGAGAAAUUCAACGCCUGUAAUACACUGUGGACCCUGGCUUUUGAUGAGGAAAACAGAAAACAAAUCAAGGGUGAUACAGUUGCUAUUCCUGAGCUAAAGAAACUUCUAACGUCAGAGAACAGUGAGAUAAAGAAAGCUGCUGCUGGUGCAUUAUGGGAAUGCGAAGGCAAAGAGAAACACGCAGAGGAGAAACAACAGUCAGUUAAAAUACAAGAAGCAACAGGUGCGCAUGUGCAAGACACCAAGCACGUAAUGAUAAGUUACCAGUGGGAUGUUCAAACACUUGUGAUUCAGUUAAAAAACAAGCUACAGGCGGACGGCUACAAGGUUUGGAUGGACAUUGAUGAGAUGGGCGGCUCUACACUGGAGAGCAUGGCCAAGGCUGUGGAAAAUGCCAGCGUCGUGUUGGUCUGUGUGUCUCAGAAAUACAAAGAGAGCCCCAACUGCCGGUCAGAGUCAAAUUACAACAGAUGCUGUGGCAAUAGUUGCAAUGUUUAAAGAUCAUUACACGAAGAAAUCUCAAAAGCUAAACCUGAUAAAGAGGGAAGAUGAAUAAUAACCUUGGUUAGUUCCUAGCAGGAAACUUCAUUGUUUCCUUUUCAAAUUAAAAGUUACAUGGACAUGGAAAUUCCUAAAGGAAUUGGGGAGAGCUAAAUACUUGUAGGUCUGUAGAGGAAUCUAUAAAAAAUGUGUUCUUUGGCAAAUUAUUUUGUAACAAUGAUUUAAAAAUAUAAGAGACGUUCUUUGAAACCAAAGAAUAGUCUCCAUAACCGUAGAAACAAGGAGGGUGUUUUGGUUUUGAUUAACAAAACAUUUUCGAAAAUUUUGGUUCGGACUUUCUGUUCGGUGCCGGAGAAUCUUUCACUGGAAGUUUUCCCGAAGAAAUGGUUAAAGUGUGAGCCCGUUAAAACCAAGAAGCUUGGAAACUGGUACAAACGAAGCGUGACGGAAUGGGACUCGAAUUAACAUUCGGAAAGGCCGAAGGGGAGACAGGACUACCUUUUCGGAAGGUUCUGUCUCCGUCUUGGAAAUUUCCAAUGGACUGAACAGAAACAUUGUGCGCAAUUGAAAAAGGAAAUAAGCCCACAGCUCUUUUUUUUCGUUAAAGCAAAAUGUAAGCCAAUCACCAGCUAGCAGUGUGCAAAUUCUCUUUAAAUCGUCCAGUCACGGUGAACCUUAUACAGGGUUGUCACAUGUCAGGAAAUGGUCAGCGAAAAAAAUUCUUCAAGGUCAGGGAAAAGUCAGAGAAUUUUAUUUUGAGUCAAGGAAAAUUGAUAUCAGUCUUAACACCAUUGAAGGCUGGAAGAAAGAUUUGGGGUCACUGUUGUCUCAACAAUAUUUUUACUUGAUGAAGAAGAAAAAUGUGUUGAAAAUUAUCACUCUUAAUGAACGAAGAAGCCGGAAUUAGACCUGAUAUUUUGUAUUUCUUUGGUUAGGGAUUUCAAUUUUAUUUUUAUCAGGGAAAAGUCAGGGUAUUUUGAAAAGGGAUGUCUGUGGCAACCAUGUUAUAAGUCGCCCUAGCGGUAGAAACCCGGAUGUGCUGUAAAGUGAAUACUGUUGAGUUUAUUAGUUAAUUGAAGCAAGUUAACUAAAUUCUAUUUUGACUAAUGA
Messenger RNA from Orbicella faveolata, 2914 nucleotides. RefSeq lists its product as uncharacterized. NCBI's taxonomy places the organism in Eukaryota, Metazoa, Cnidaria, Anthozoa, Scleractinia, Merulinidae. Gene Ontology annotation, biological process: signal transduction. The record is from RefSeq and is a predicted model, not a curated record. Gene Ontology annotation, molecular function: protein binding.